AAAAAUAUGUUAAAAGCCCUUGAGAACUUAAAAUAUCAAAAAUUUUAUUUGGCGUGGUAAUUUACUAAUAUUCGCGAUUCAAAAAGUCCUCCUCCAAAUAAUAUUUAUAAGCUAGUUGGUGGCGAUUGUAGUCGUCAACAUUGACUCAUAUCAGUAAACGGAGUAUAUAAUGUGCAGCGUUUUAACUGGAACCCCAGUGCGUGUCCAACCUUUCGAAGUCGAACAAGUUUCCUUGUUACAAUGAUGUGGAAGACUGUCUUGAUAACGAUUUUCGCUGCCGGUGUGUUGGCUGAUGACUUUAGUCAGAUUACAGCGGUUGUGACCUCGCAAUGCACCAAGAACAAUGCUGAAGACAAAGUCCCUGAAGUUGAAGCAGCAUUGCGUACCUUUGGAAACUGCCUCAAGGGACUGGUCGAUUUAAAUGUUCUGAAAACCGAAAUUGAAGAAGCCAAGCCAAACGGUGCACUCGACGAGGUUUUCAAGAAGUACUGUGACAAGAGUGCUCAACUGAAAGGCUGUAUCAGCUCGGUGCUGCAGGGCGUGCGUCCUUGUGUAGGCAACGAAUAUGCGAACCACAUCAAUGAUGCCCAAAACAGUACCAAUCAACUCAUCGACUUUGUGUGCUACAAGGACGGAGACCGGAUUGCUUUGUUCAUCGCGGAAGGCGGCCCUGAGUGCUUCCAGCAAAAGACUGAGAAUCUCAAGACAUGCUUUUUAAAUUUGAAACAGAGCUUCCCCACUGUGGAAUCCGCCAAUAACUUGAGCCUUGUUGAAAAAUGCGCAAAAGUUGAUGAGAUGACCUCCUGUAUCGUGAAAUCCCUCGAAGAGUGUUCCACACCGACACCCGCAAACAUGGCGGAAUCACUGAUCAAGUUCAUGCGCAAAGACUCUCCUUGCCACACCGCUCUGCCCGUGAGUAUCGUUUAAAAUUAUCUUGUUCUCGCUUUAUUUCAAAAAAUAUACUCGUAGUUAUAUUUUUGGAUAGGUUUAGAUAAUACUAUCCGUACUCGCCCGCUUCGCUGCGCAUUUAAAAUUAACAUUAUUAUUUAUUUUCAUUAUUAUUAGGGAGUCCAACACUCAUAUAAAUAUUAACCUAUCCAAGUUUUAAAGUCAAUCGGAUGCAUGGUUCAGUAGUUAUAACGGCACAUCCGUAAAAACCACUGUAGAUUUAUAUAUUAGUAUAGAUUUAAUGACAAACUUAUUUCUAAAAUACAUUAAUUACUACUAUCUAUCUGUAAAUUUAUGUACCUAAUAAUAAACAAAGUGCCUGUUAACUUUUGGAAACGAAGCUAAGAACUAAAAUUCGUUUGAUUCUAUCGUUAAUUUUAUCAAGUCCAUUUAAUAAACUUACGCUGCAGAAUGAAUCGUCGGGAUAUUUUCAAUGAAAAUAAUUCUUACUUUACUUUUUUUACAGAAGACAGAUUGAUUGCACCGUUAGACUUCUUUCCGUUAAUACUAGUGCCAUCACAAAAUUAAUGACCUUUGAAAGCUUCUUUCAAAUAAAUUUUAGAUAAGAAAUCUUUUACAAACAA
This is a messenger RNA of Bombyx mori (domestic silkworm), 1532 nucleotides long. It is a transcript of the gene p27K, whose product is annotated as 27 kDa glycoprotein. The coding region runs from base 241 to 927 and encodes 228 amino acids. The transcript has 6 exons. NCBI's taxonomy places the organism in Eukaryota, Metazoa, Arthropoda, Insecta, Lepidoptera, Bombycidae. The record is from RefSeq and is a predicted model, not a curated record.